Messenger RNA from Penicillium diatomitis, 1218 nucleotides. RefSeq names its product 3' exoribonuclease family protein. Gene Ontology annotation, biological process: nuclear mRNA surveillance; TRAMP-dependent tRNA surveillance pathway; exonucleolytic trimming to generate mature 3'-end of 5.8S rRNA from tricistronic rRNA transcript (SSU-rRNA, 5.8S rRNA, LSU-rRNA). The transcript has a single exon. NCBI's taxonomy places the organism in Eukaryota, Fungi, Ascomycota, Eurotiomycetes, Eurotiales, Aspergillaceae. Gene Ontology annotation, cellular component: cytoplasmic exosome (RNase complex); nuclear exosome (RNase complex). The coding region runs from base 1 to 1218 and encodes 405 amino acids. The record is from RefSeq and is a predicted model, not a curated record.
AUGGUGACCUCGGCAGCUGCACCUGCGCCUUCUAGCCGACCUGCGCUAUCUUUGCCCCCCUCUCAAUUCGCGCGCCUCCAGCCUCACGCCUACCUACUUGCCCAUCUCUCUCCGCCAUCAACGAACAAUCAACCCUCCAUCCGCGCCAAUGGCCGCGCUCCUACGCAAUUCCGAGUGACAUCAGCCAAUGCAGGCUCUCUGACACACACCAAUGGCAGUGCCGUAGUGCGAAUUGGUGAUACCGCGGCUGUUUGUGGAGUCCGUGCGGAACUUUUGCAUACCGAAGAUAUCGCCUCGUGGAGCGUGUCGCAAGCGACUAGCUCGAACAAGUCCCCGCGCUCAGUGGAUCAGACCGAGGAGUUGGGUGAGCAGGAUGACAACGAGACCAUUGAGCGAGAACGAGCUCACAUCGAAGAUCUCAAUUUACUUGUUCCCAAUCUUUCAUUGAGUACAGGUUGCGCACCAGGGUUUAUCCCGGGUUCAGCACCGUCAUCGCUCGCACAGUCUCUCUCUCAUCAGAUUCUUUCCCUCCUACAUAGCACUCGCCUCGUUCGCGCCGAUGACCUCCGCAUAUGGUAUCAGCCGCCUUCAAUGGGACCGGAGGAGUUGGAACGACACAAUGAGGAGGAGCAGAUGGACGUGGACACGGCCCAGAAUGACCCCGUUGAAGAGAGCCCACGGGAAAUCAAAGCUUUCUGGGUGCUCUAUAUUGACAUCAUGAUAAUUUCUCUUGCCGGCAACGCCUUCGAUGCUGCUUGGGCGGCUGUUCUCGCUGCUCUCCGAGAUACGAAACUUCCGAAGGCUUGGUGGGAUGUUGAUAACGAGACCGUGGUAUGCUCGGACAGCAUCUCCGACGCUCGCAAACUUUCUCUUCGAGGUCUGCCAGUGGCCAGCUCAUUCGCUGUAUUUGAAGCAGAUGCUGCUGCAGGGUGGCGGGCAGUCGUGAUUCCAGAAGCGGCAGAGAUGAAGGCGCAAAGGCUCGCAAGGAAAGGCGGCGUGUCAGAGAGAUGGCUUUUGGCAGAUCCGGAUGGCUAUGAGGAAGGUCUCACUCAGGAGCGAGCAUGUGUUGUCGUUGACAAGGACACUGAUGGAAAGGUCAUCAUCUUGGAGAUGGAAAAGAAUGGGGGAUGGACGAUCGACACGGAAGAUCUGCAACAGCUGGUCGACCUCUCUUCACAGCGGUGGGAAGAUAUGAAGAGGAUACUCGACGAGUGUUGA